AUGUUGUUGUUUUUUUUAAAGGAUUAACAUGUUAUUUUAGCAAGCUAAAUAAUAUAAAUGUAGGUCUUUUUUUUUUACUUGUCUAAGCGGCAUAAGAAGAUAAUUGAAGAACAAAUAAGUGUGUUUAUUCGAGUACUGUUACGAUAAGGUACAUUUAAAAAUAUUUUAAGUAUGAAUUCAAGUCUUUUAAAAAAUAGUCUAAAAUUCUUAUAAAGACUAGUCCAUAGUGACUAAAGAGACAAGACUAAGCAUGUCAGCAGCUGUGAGCAGUCUAGUGUUUCAAGGAUUGCUCGUCCUACUGGUCGUUACCCAUGUCCAGUCUCAAAGCCAGCUGUCACUUGCACAGGAUGCUCAGACCAUCAGUGACCUCCAGUACGUCCUGGGCGCCAACUAUAAAAUGUUUGUGGCGGCUUACUGGAGGUAUAUGUCUGGAGGAUGCGACCCCCUCGCCACCAAGCUGUCAACAGAUAUCGCAAACGGCUAUUUAAAAUCAUACUGCCCAUACCUUACACAAUGUCCAGUUGUGUCCAGCAGUCAGUCUUGUAUAGUCCAGCAGUCCGCCACAGCUGUACGCAGAGCAUGUUGUAAAGAAUCGACAUGUAGUUAUGGGUUGGCUUUUCCAUCUGAAAAAAUCAUUGGUGGUCAGCCUGCGGUCAUCGGAGAAUUCCCUUGGACUGCGAUGCUUUUGUUGGACGGUAGAUUGGUUUGCGCUUGCGUGAUUCUGGACGACAGACACGCCAUCACAGCUGCCCAUUGCUUAAGCAGAUUAGUUGGCGGAGAGACGAUUGAGGUUCUGGCUGGAAGAUAUCAGUAUAACCUGACCUUAAAUGAAGAGGGAAACCAGCGUGUCAAGGUCAUCUCAUACAAGCAGCAUGAAUUCUACGACUACAGAUAUUUAUACAAUGACGUGGCUAUGCUCACCUUGUCUACCCCACUACUCUUCACUGCAUUCGUCACUCCAGCGUGCCUACCUCCAAGAGGAGACAACCCAGAACUAAGCUGCACCGUAGCUGGAUGGGGAACUAAUAGUAGUAGGCUUAUCCUGGCGCCUCAAGUAUUGAUGAAAGUCAACCUACAGACUUACAACAAAACGGAGUGUUUCAAUACUUUUAAGGACACCUCACAACCACUGGGCAGUCUGGGGCUUUACCUGACCGAUGGAAAUCUCUGUGCGGCUAACGGCCUGCUGGGGGGCAAGGAUUCUUGCUCGGGAGACUCUGGUGGUCCACUUAUGUGCUUGAAAAAGUCACCUGACAACGUCUUAAGAUACUACGUCUUCGGGAUUGUAUCAGGGGCGUCUGAUUGUGCCAGACCUGGAGAGCCUGGACUCUACUCCAACCUUCUCUACUACAUGGACUGGAUUGAAACCAAUUUGAGGUCCAGCUAGACUGUCCAGUGUCCAGUGUCAAGUGAACAGAUUCUAAAACUCAAAAACAUAGAUACACUGCUGCAGGGGUGAACGAAUCUAAAAGCAAAGAAAUUAUGAUUUGAAAAGUUAAAGGAGAAACGUGA
Biomphalaria glabrata is the source of this 1512-nucleotide messenger RNA. Its product is annotated as trypsin-1-like. Gene Ontology annotation, biological process: proteolysis. Gene Ontology annotation, molecular function: serine-type endopeptidase activity. Bases 251 to 1387 code for a protein of 378 amino acids. NCBI's taxonomy places the organism in Eukaryota, Metazoa, Mollusca, Gastropoda, Planorbidae. The record is from RefSeq and is a predicted model, not a curated record. The transcript is spliced from 8 exons.